GAGAGGAGUGUCUCGGUGUCAUGGGCGGCAAGAACAAAAAGCACAAGGCCGGGAGCGGCGCCGCGGGGGCGGGGACCGUCCAUCCCGCCGCAGUCGCCGCAGCCCGGGCCAAAGUGGUCGGCUCCUCUGCGAGCGAGUCCGGAGCCGCCGGGGAAGCGGCCAGCAAGAGACCUCCGCCGGCCCGCCCAAGCCCCGCCGGCAAGGACCCGCGCCUUAAGCAAGGUCCAAAAACCUACAGCUUUGGUUCUGCAGCUGACUCCAGUGCUUCCGCAAAUGCAGAUAAAUCUAUUCUGAAGGUAGUGAUUAACAAUAACCUGGAAAAAAGAAUCAUUGGUGUCAUCAAUGAGCAUAAGAAACAAAGUGGUGAAAAGGGAAUGAUUUCUAGAAGACUUACUGCUAAAAAAUUACAGGAUGUAUACAUGGCUUUGCAAGGAUUUUCUUUUAAGACAGAAGAUAUUGAAGAAGCCAUGAAAAAUACUAUUUUGUAUGGUGGUGAUCUACACUCUGCACUUGACUGGCUGUGCUUAAACCUGUCAGAUGAUGCAUUGCCUGAAGGGUUCAGUCAGCAGUUUGGCGAAGAACAGCAAAAAACGAGAGCAAAAUUUUAUUCUCCUUUGCCACAGUGUGAAACUCCCCAGGUGCCAAACAAUAAAAAGAAGGAAGAUGACUGUGAAAAAAAGGUAAAUGCAGGAAAACCAAAAGAUAUCAGCAUGAAGGAAUGGAUUUUACAGUAUGCAGAGCAACAGAGCGAUGACGAGAAUACUGAGUCUGUGAAAAAUUCAGAUGAAGAAAAAUUUGACCCGAAUGAAAGAUAUUUACAUUUGGCUGGGAAACUUGUGGAAGCAAAAGAACAAGCAAGUUCUUCCAAGCAAGACAAAAACAAGCAAGGACAGAAGGUGGCACAAGAAAAAAUAAGGCGCAUCCAGCAAGAAAUGGAGGCACUGGAAGAACAUCCCGUGUUCAAUCCUGCUAUAAAAGUCACAAACCCACCAAGUGAAAAGAAAAAGCCUCCUGUACCUCUUGAAACGGAAGGUGCUUUGAAUCUGAAAAUGCUUGAGAAACCUCAGGCUCCUCCUGAAGAACAAAAAGUGAAAAAAAGAGAACCUCAGGACGUCAGGAAUUUUGAUUAUACUGCUCGAAGCUGGACUGGGAAAUCUCCAAAACAGUUUUUGAUUGAUUGGUGCAGAAAACAUUAUCCCAAAUGCCCAAACCCUUCUUUUGAAAAAGUUCCAGCAGGGAGAUACUGGAGGUGCAGGGUAAGAGUUACCAAGUCAGCUGAUGAUACGAUGGCAGUGUGUCCAACAAUCCUUACAGAGGAUAGCAUGCAGGCUCAACAUCUGGCAGCUACAUUAGCACUUUAUAAUUUAACGAAAGGACAGUCAGUCCAUCAGUUACUUCCUCCUACUUACAGAGUUGUUUGGUUAGAAUGGAGUGAUACCGAAAAGAAAAAGGAAGAAGAAAACAAGAUGGAAACCAACAAGCCCCGUGACCAAUUUAUUGCUAAACUGUUAAACAAGCUGAAACAGCAACAGACCCAGCAGCAGUUGGAAAGCAAGCCCAAAGUAUCAGAAGAUGCCGAGGAUUCUUGGGAAAACUUAGUUUCUGAAGAGGACUUCAGCGGGCUCUCUAUUGAGAGCCCAGUUACAGAUGACUUGGGACCUGCGAGGGCCCUCUUUAAAAAAAUGCAGAGUUCUCCUAAGUACCAGAGGCUCUUAAAGGAGAGAGAGCAGUUACCUGUGUUUAAGUACCGACAUUCCCUUAUAGAAACUCUUAAAAAGCACCGAGUUGUGGUUGUGGCUGGUGAGACGGGCAGUGGCAAAAGUACCCAAGUUCCGCAUUUUUUGCUAGAGGACUUGCUGCAUAAUGAGCAAAAUCUGAAUAAAUGCAAUAUUGUUUGCACCCAACCUCGAAGGAUCUCAGCAGUGAGUCUGGCAACUCGAGUAUGUGAAGAACUGGGCUGUGAAAGCGGACCUGGCGGAAGAAAUUCCUUGUGCGGCUAUCAAAUCCGCAUGGAAUCCCGGACAGGCGAGGCCACUAGGCUGCUUUACUGUACUACGGGAGUUCUUCUUCGGAAGCUGCAAGAAGAUCUCCUCCUUUCUAAUGUGUCUCACGUUAUAGUAGAUGAGGUUCAUGAAAGAAGUGUUCAAUCAGAUUUCUUGCUAAUUAUCCUGAAGGAGAUCUUGCACAAGCGGUCAGAUCUGCAUCUUAUUUUGAUGAGUGCCACUGUAGACAGUGAGAAGUUCUCCAGCUAUUUCACUCAUUGUCCCAUCCUAAGAAUUUCAGGAAGGAGUUAUCCUGUAGAGGUUUUCCAUGUUGAAGAUGUGAUAGAGGAAACUGGUUUUGUUCUGGAGAAAGAUUCUGAAUAUUGUCAGAAAUUUUUGGAAGAAGAGGAGGAAAUAACAAUAAAUGUUACUAACAAAGGAGGAGGAAUUUCAAAGUACCAGGAAUGUGUCCCAGUCCAGGCUUCACCAAGUCUUGAUUUAGGCCCUUAUUACCAAGAAUACAGCACUAGAACUCGGCAAGCCAUCUUCUAUAUGAAUCCCCAUAAAAUCAACUUUGAUCUUGUCUUGGAGUUACUUGCAUUUUUAGACAGAACUCCCCAGUUCAAAAAUGUAGAAGGAGCUGUCUUGAUUUUUCUACCAGGCCUUGCUCAUAUCCAACAAUUGUAUGACCUAAUUUCAACUGACAGAAGAUUUGAUCUAAGGCACAGACACCAGUUAAUAGCACUGCAUUCUGUUCUGUCUACUCAAGAUCAAGCAGCUGCAUUUACACUGCCCCCUUUUGGUGUUAGAAAGAUUGUUUUGGCCACCAAUAUUGCUGAGACAGGUAUUACUAUACCUGAUGUUGUUUUUGUAAUCGACACAGGGAGAACAAAAGAAAACAGGUACCAUGAAAGCAGUCAGAUGAGCUCUUUGGAGGAGACUUUUGUCAGUAAAGCUAGUGCACUACAACGUCAAGGGAGAGCCGGGCGUGUCAGGGAUGGAUUCUGCUUUCGCAUGUAUACCAGAGACAGAUUUGAAAGUUUCCUAGAAUACUCUGUUCCAGAAAUAUUACGGGUGCCCUUGGAAGAACUGUGCCUUCAUAUCAUGAAAUGUAACCUUGGUUCUCCUGAAGACUUCCUCUCCAAGGCCUUAGAUCCACCUCAACCUCAAGUAGUUGGGAAUGCCAUGAACCUUCUACGGAAGAUUGGGGCUUGUGAAUUAAGUGAGCCCAAACUGACCCCUUUAGGCCAACAUCUUGCAUCGUUGCCAGUCAAUGUAAAGAUUGGUAAAAUGCUUAUAUUUGGUGCUAUUUUUGGCUGCUUGGAUCCAGUGGCCACUCUUGCUGCUGUAAUGACAGAAAAAUCUCCAUUUACUACACCGAUUGGAAGAAAAGAUGAGGCAGACCUUGCAAAAUCUUCUCUGGCAUUGGCAAACUCAGACCACUUGACAAUUUACAAGGCAUAUCUAGGAUGGAAGAAAGCCCGUCAUGAAGGAGGGUAUCGUGCUGAAAUAACUUAUUGCAGGAGAAACUUCCUCAAUAGGACUUCACUAUUAACUCUGGAGGAUGUAAAACAAGAGCUCAUCAGGGUGGUCCGGGCAGCAGGCUUUGCAGCCCCGUCGUGUGCUCAUGAUGGAGCACACUCUCUGUCACUGCAAGAAAUGGUCCUCCUGAAAGCUGUGCUGACUGCAGGACUGUAUGACAAUGUAGGGAAGAUAAUGUUCACCAAGUCUGUGGAUAUUACAGAGAAGUUGGCAUGCAUGACAGAGACUGCUCAGGGGAAAGCACAAGUGCACCCUUCUUCCGUGAACAGGGAUCUGCAGACCUACGGGUGGUUGCUAUAUCAAGAAAAGAUUAGGUAUGCCAAGGUGUACUUGAAAGAGACUACUUUAAUUUCCCCCUUUCCAGUCUUACUGUUUGGUGGAGAUAUUGAAGUCUUGCAUCGUGAACGCCUUUUGUCUGUAGAUGGCUGGAUCCAUUUUCAGGCCCCUGUAAAAAUUGCAGUCAUCUUCAAACAACUGAGAACACUCAUCGAGUCUGUUUUAAAACAAAAACUUGAAAACCCUAAAAUGUCACUUGAAGAUGAUAAGAUUUUGAACAUCAUCAAAGAACUGAUCAAAACAGAAAAUACUAACUGAAGCAAGAAUUUGACUAUGACUGCAGAGCCACAGUAACUGAAAGAAGAGAAGUACACUUAAAUAAAGAACAUACUUGUUUUAAAAGGGUUUAAUGCCAAACAUCAUGUGGAACCUGUUUGAACUUUGCAUAAAAGUACAUUUUCUAUGUCAUUCUGUGAAUAAUAGGAAAGCAUUGCAAAAUUGACAAUAAAUGUGGGUGCCCCUUGUUCAAAUGUUCUUAAAUAAUGGCAGCAACUCAAAUGGUUUUAAUAUAAAAAUGAUGAAUCCGUACUUCCUUAGUUUCUGCUUUAAGCAUAUCUUGAUGAUAUUUUCAAGAGCAGAAUUUGAAUCUAUGGACUAGGUUAAAGUUUUCUUUGGGAAGGUACAACGGAAGAGCAGGAUUCUUGUUUUACUUGCCAAAAGGUGUGCAUUAAAUAAUUAUUAACUGGAUUUUAAACUACAUCAUGGUAAUUUUAAGCAAUACAUUUUAAGAAAUUGCAGCUCUUCAGAUAUUACUCAUAUGAUAAGUUUGAGAGAACAAAUUGCAGCUCAGCAUUGGCAAAAGAUGCUAACCUUGGAGCCCCAUUAAUAUUUUGGAACCAUCCUCUUUUAUAUUGAAAUUCUACACCCAAACUGAGUAUUUACCAAACUUGUAUGAAAAAUAUUAAAUGUCUUUUUAAACUAUUUAGGGUGCAAUCCUAUGUGUUCAGUGGGUGAUUUUACCCAUCUAGCAGCCAGGUUCACAGGAGGAAGGGAGGAAGGAGGCUGGAGUAUCCAUAGGAAACAUCGUAUGACCAUCUGCUGAGGUCUCUUCCUCUCCCUGCCCCUUUUCCCAUCUCCAUGCUCCAUUUCCAAUCAUGGGGACAUAGCCAGAACUGUGCAGGGAAUGCAGUUUCUGUGCUCUGAGUUGGAGCACAGAAACUGAACAAUCCUAUGUCUCCCCACAUAGGAUUGCUCCCUUAAGUAUUGCAUUUCAGGAAAUUAAAAUUAUUUUCUUCUUUAGAGGGAAAAAUGCAAAGGAAGAAAAGCCUAAAUCUUGGAGGAAUUUUCUUCAUCUUGAUUCUUCCUCAUUCUAAGCAUACAUGUGUCUCCCUCUAUGUCUCCCCUCCUCCUUUUAAAUGUGGAACUGGCAAGGACUGUGUACAAUCAUCAGAUGCCAGCUUUGAAAACUGUAAUCAAGCCAAAUAAAGGUCUUGCACUCAAAUUCUGCCGGGUUUUAAAAAAUUAUUCUGAUACAGACAGCAUAACUAAAUAAAAUAAUGGAAAGCAUAAAUAGUAUUUCUGACCAAUAUCGAAAUACAGGAAUGUUCCUACUAAAAUCUCCCCUAAAUCUAACACUAUGACCACUAAUCCAGCUUUUGACCAUGUGAACAAGCCCAUAGAUGGAUCUAAGGAUUACAUUGUUCUUUGUCUCUGGCUGUGAACUGAAUGACACAUUGGAAGUUUGUCAAUAAAAA
This is a messenger RNA of Elgaria multicarinata webbii, 5554 nucleotides long. RefSeq names its product DExH-box helicase 29 (gene DHX29). The transcript is spliced from 27 exons. Gene Ontology annotation, biological process: translational initiation. Gene Ontology annotation, molecular function: ATP binding; RNA helicase activity; RNA binding. The record is from RefSeq and is a predicted model, not a curated record. NCBI's taxonomy places the organism in Eukaryota, Metazoa, Chordata, Lepidosauria, Squamata, Anguidae. Gene Ontology annotation, cellular component: intracellular anatomical structure. Bases 21 to 4118 code for a protein of 1365 amino acids.